CUCUGUCAACGUCUCGGAUGACCAAAUUCAUCAAUCUUAACCAUCCCCUGUGGAUAGGUCAGGAGGAAAAGAGUUUUCCCGCUACGGGCGCUAGCCCCUACGAUCUACCCAAAGCGUCUCGCCUGCUUUCUAUCGGCGAUGAGAGCUCCGGUAUUGAUAAGAUUGUGAGAGCGGUUGCUGACAAUAUCGUUCACCAUGCGGUAGCCUAUGACAUUAGUUCCGGGUUCAUGAGAGACGCUCCGAUCCCAAGGACGGCGCUCUGGGCAACCGAAGAAAUAACGCAGAGGUUGGUUGAACUGAAGGCUUACGAGGCUGAAAAUGCGGAAUCUAGAUAUCAGGCCAAGGUUCUUAGGAAGGAGAGAGGUUCCUUAGCCCUAAUGCCACCAGAAUCAUGGGAUAUGUCCAAUUCGCAGGCCAAACGUGCCGGAUACCCUCCCGAAAUCGCAGCAGAGGCCCUUCUAAAGCUUUUAGAGCACGAUGGAUGGCCAAGGAAUGCAGUUGCUGCCAUUGGUAGGGAGGCCGGUAUUCGGCUAUUUAUCACGGAGUGUGGGAAGCUGGGUAUAGAUGCAAGGGAAUUGACGGUAGACAAUUGGAAUAGAGAUAUGGAAAGGGAGGGACGGAUACCCAUAGGAAGAACAGAUAUGCUAUUCGAUCCCAAGAUCAGGGAAUACUACAAAGAGCGAAAUGAGCGAGACGCCUGUCGGGAUAAAACCAUUGUUUGGGUUGCUACUUCGGCCUCUGCACGUGGGCUUGACGUCCCCGGGGUAUUCCAUUUAUACGUCUUACAUCGCCUCGAGAAGGCAAGAGAGUACAUUACCUAUUGUGGCAGAGUAGCUAGAUGGCCGUUCUCCACGCUCGGGGAGGACAUCAAGGAUCCAGGCGGUCUUGGAACCGGGGUGCGUCGGGGCGUGGGAAAGGUAGUAAGUCUACUGUUGGAAGACCAUGCAGUUCCAGCCUCUGGCCUCGAAGGUUCAUCCGUAGGGGAUCAGGUCAUUACGAAUGAUGGUUCGGACCGUGCGAAUUGGUCCUGGCUGGAGGAGGGAUUAAUGGUUGCGAAAAUUGGCUGUCACUUUCGGGACUAUUAUGCAAAAGCCGGCGAGUACCCUUGUGGACCGGAAGUGCGAAUGCCCGAACCUAUAAGGCCGAAGGCUCCUCCACCCACCCCGAGCCGUCCUUUCGAACUCUUCGAUGCCGCGCUCGGAUCCAGCCCCUUGCAAGAGCCAUCAUUCUCCCACCUCUGGAAAGAAUCGUCUUCUAAUCAGAUUCCCAGAGAUCUCCUCGAGUCGCCACUGGAGCAACCAAAGCAAGCAUCAGAAAAGAUCCAACCUGAGCCCUCGACCGACCUGUUAGACAUGUGGAGUCUUCCCUUCCCCGAUGGCUCUAGCAAACCUGCAGAAGAACUACAACAACAAACCAGAAGCCCCCACGACGACGGCGAUGAGGCCAACCUCUGGUCAGCUCUCAAAGAUCCCGCACCUCCACCACAGACCCCGGACUUCUCGUUAUUUAGAUCUCCACAAGAAGAUUUUAGAGCUGACCGGCGCCAUGUACAGGAAGGGGAAGCGGGCAAAUCACCCACCAGAGUCAACUACGUAGACGGUGGAUAUUGGGAACCCCCAACAAGGUAUUCUCGAGACCAAGGCCGUGAUCCUAGCAAGUCUAAAGUUCCAGAAAGGGUUUCAGCGUUCGACAUGGAUGCUGUCGGAAAACUCAACCUUAACCCCAAAUCUCCACGAGAAGAAUUCCGACCGGAUCUGAGGAGCGAUAGUGAGCGGAAACAGGAGGCAGAAAUGUUAUCGCUCAAAGGCGUAGACGCAAAAGAAGGAUAUCAGGAGCCACCGGGAAAACUUAAAGUACUCAUGCAUGGAUUCAAACGCAAUCGGGCGGGACGCCCAAGGAAAUUGAACCAGAAUUUGGAGGAUUUUGGCGGAACAUUAGUGCCGUUUAGUGAACCGAGGGAGGAACCUCCGGGGAGUGAGAAGGAAGCCAGGAAAGCAUCAGAGGAAGAGAGAGAGCCGUCGGAGGAAAAGAAGGCGUCAAAAGGAGAGAAAAGGACUAAGAAAAAGAAGACGACAAAGCCAGCAAAGGCCAAUGCAGGGACAGAAAAAUCAAAAAAGCCAAAAAAGCCAAAAAAGCCAAAAAAGGUUGCGAGGGGGGCGCCGAAACAGCGACUGAGUUCGGCAGAGGAGGCGAUAGACGUGCUUAAUGACUUGCUUGAGGAUGGAGGCAUGGGGCAGAUACAGGACACCGAAGCCGAGGACGAAGCAGGGUAGAUUCCACUUUUUUCUUUCUUUCUUUCUUUCAAUUUUCUCCCCUUUCUUCAUCUUUUCCCUUUUCUCCUUCUGUUGCAUACUCUCUUCCUUUACCUUUACCUUUCCUCUCUUUUCCAUUUCUGUUACUUGUUCCCCCUCCUCUUCUCCCCCCAUACGACCUUUCGACAUUUUGUCUUGAUUUUUUAAAGAUUUCUCGUAGACUCGUAUAAAGAGUUUAUGCGUAGUGGUGGGUGAGCGGGGUUCUGUACAUUAUGUGUGGCCGAUUGGUGGAGCUAGGACAGUUGGCAGCGACAACCGGACGAAGAAAUGGUAUCCCUCUGCUUCUGGAACAGUACCGAUUUCACACUUACCAUGUAUUAGUGGAUUUCACCAAUUGCACAUUUCUCAGGAUACGAAAUUGGUGCCUAGCCCCAAUCUAUCCUUCCCCGCGCUAUCCAUCCAUCCAUCUAUAGCGGAUGGAGUGCGGGCCGGCGAGCAACACCGCAUCAUACCGGGGUCCGAACAUAAGCCACCACCAGAACUCCCCCCCCCCAAAACGAAAAGAAAAUCCCCCCUCCACACACACAUACAUACACACACCUGCCAU
This is a messenger RNA of Tuber aestivum (summer truffle), 2859 nucleotides long. Lineage: Eukaryota; Fungi; Ascomycota; Pezizomycetes; Pezizales; Tuberaceae. The record is from the annotation of a GenBank genome assembly.